Adineta ricciae is the source of this 1206-nucleotide messenger RNA. The record is from the annotation of a GenBank genome assembly. Lineage: Eukaryota; Metazoa; Rotifera; Eurotatoria; Adinetida; Adinetidae.
AUGGCAUCGAACACGGACGAUGAGCUCAAUGAUGUUGUUAUUCUCUCCGCUAUUCGAACGCCGAUUGGCUCAAUAAAUGGAUGUUUAGCAUUGUUAAAAGCUCAUCAACUUGGUGGAGUUGCAAUUAGAGGUGCACUAGCGCAAUUAGCAGGAACGAUCACAUCCGAUGAAAUUAAUGAAGUUAUUAUGGGUCAAGUACUAACAGCAAAUGAAGGUCAAAAUCCUGCACGGCAAGCUGCUCGUACUGGUGGUUUACCUUAUUUCAUUCCAGCAACAACGGUCAAUAUGGUCUGUGGAUCAGGGUUGAAGGCAGUUACACUUGCGGUUCAAGCUAUCCGGUCCGGCGAUUCGAAUUUUGUCAUCGCUGGUGGACAGGAAAGUGUCAGUCAAGCGCCACAUUGUAUUCUGAUGAAACACGGAAAGAAAGUGGGUGAUAGUUCACCUGUUGAUUCAGUAGUGCACGAUGGAUUGACUGAUGCGUUCAAUCAUGUCCAUAUGGGGAUUACAGCGGAAAAUAUUGCUGAAACUUGUAAUGUAACUCGGCAGGAUCAGGAUGAAUUUGCUCUACACUCUCAAGUGAAAUGCGAGGAAGCCGCAUCACUCGGACAUUUUGAUACGGAAAUCGAGCCAAUUAUCAUAUCAAGUGCAAAAAACGAUCUCGAAAUUCGGUACGAUGAAUGUCCAAAGAAAGCCACAUCACUUGAUUCGUUGUCAAAAUUAGAAACCAUAUUCAAAGAAGCGGGAACAAUCACAGCGGGCAAUGCUGCAGGUUUGAGCGACGGAGCAGCUGCUUUUGUUCUGUGUUCGUAUCGAACUGCAAAAUUAAAACAACAACCUCCUCUAGCAAAAAUCGUAUCAUGGGCUCAGACAGGAAUAGAUCCACUUAUAAUGGGUCUAGCGUCGGUAAAAGCAAUUCAAGAAGCUUUACGGAAAGCAAACUGGCCCAUCGAAACAAUUGAUAUCUUGGAAUUAAAUGAGACUUACGCUGCUCACGCUGUCGCUAUUAUUCGUGAACUUCGUAUUGAUCCUGAAAAAGUAAAUGUCAAUGGCGGUGCCAUUGCACUUGGUCAUCCAUUAGGAGCUUCAGGUGCGCGAAUUCUUGUUACGUUGAUUCAUACACUCAGACGCACAGGUUUGAAACGAGGCUGUGCGGCUUUAUCUAUUGGAGGUGGAAUGGGUAUUGCAAUAUGUAUUGAAGCUUGUUAG